Messenger RNA from Rubroshorea leprosula, 632 nucleotides. Lineage: Eukaryota; Viridiplantae; Streptophyta; Magnoliopsida; Malvales; Dipterocarpaceae. The record is from the annotation of a GenBank genome assembly.
AUUUACUCCUCAAUUCACAAGUAUCUUCUCUUCUGCUAAUGUUUAUACUAUGUACUCAUAUAUCCUGCACUACUUUGCCAUUCUUCAGUCUUGGAUCCCGUCGCUACUUUUCCCCAUAUACAUAAAAAAACAUUCAUAAAGCCAAGCAUGGAAGUGAUUCUGGAUCUUUUGACUAUGAAGGAAGGUUUAUGCCCGUGAAUCUGGAGAACAUCUUUAGCAAAUAUGCUCGAACAGUUCCUGACAAAUUAAGCUUUGCUGAGAUCUGGCAUAUGACUCAGGAGAAUCGGGUCACAUUGGACAUCUUUGGCUGGUUAGCAACCAAAGUGGACUGGAUAGUUCUGUAUGCUGUUGCUAAGGACGAGGAAGGAUAUCUAUCCAAAGAAUCUGUACGAAGGUGUUUUGAUGGGAGUUUGUUCGAGUUUAUUGCAAAAAAGAACGAGGAAGCUGAUGGCAAAAAGCAUAGCUGAGUCGUAUUUCAUACUCUUCAAAUUUGCUUAAUUCAUUGAAAUUGCAAACUUAGUCCAACUAGGUGUAAUUUGUGACUUUUAAAAGUAAUAAUUUAUUGUGUUCCCGACAACUUAAAUGGUUUGCUAAUAACUUCUUAUUAAUAAAAAUAAAAUUAUGAGCUUAAG